AAAAUUUCAUUAUCAAAAUUAAACCAUUAUACAAGACCGCGAACUGACAUAAAAACGACGUUAUAUUGAUACUAAAUGGAUGACGUGUAUGUUGUGGGUCCUUCGGACUUCCGGGUCUAGUAAACAGGUAGCUAACGGAGCCGCCUUGUCAAAAUGUCUAAAGUUACGUUUAAAAUCACGCUGACGUCGGAUCCCCGGCUCCCAUACAAAGUACUAAGUGUUCCAGAGAGUACACCGUUCACAGCAGUGUUAAAGUUUGCAGCUGAGGAGUUCAAAGUGCCAUCAGCAACAAGUGCAAUUAUUACUAAUGAUGGAAUAGGCAUCAACCCGGCCCAGACAGCAGGAAACGUGUUUUUAAAGCAUGGCUCGGAGCUGCGCAUCAUUCCCAGAGACAGAGUGGGAGGACAAGUUGACUGAUGCUGGUUUUCCCUGGUGGACGUUGUAAUGACUCCUGCAGCAGAAUCCAUGGCGUAUAUGUCAACGUAGUGAUGAUCCUGGGCCCGACACUGACACUGACUCUCCAGAGGAUAAAUAUAUACAGAUAUUUAAGGUCGAUUCUGCCUAAUGCUAACACUUGGUCCGCUGUCUGUCUGCAUCAUGUUUUUUGUGUGCUGCAUCACAAUGUGGCUGCAUCCAGGAAUGGAUUUUAAAAGAUGAGAAAAAAGAAAAUUUUUUUUCUAUCUUUGUAAAAUCAGAAUAAAUCACCAUUAUCAAUAAAAAUAAAUUCUGUCCUUUUUUGUCAAAUUUUAUUUAAUUUAGGUUAUUUUUUAUUUAACAUGUGUACUGUUUGUCUUAUACAUUUGAUGAUUAUUCAGCAUUUGUACAAAUAAACGGUAUCCUGGCAAAUGAA
This is a messenger RNA of Cynoglossus semilaevis (tongue sole), 850 nucleotides long. RefSeq names its product ubiquitin-fold modifier 1 (gene ufm1). The transcript has 6 exons. Gene Ontology annotation, biological process: protein K69-linked ufmylation. Gene Ontology annotation, cellular component: cytoplasm; nucleus. Bases 154 to 417 code for a protein of 87 amino acids. The record is from RefSeq and is a predicted model, not a curated record. Lineage: Eukaryota; Metazoa; Chordata; Actinopteri; Pleuronectiformes; Cynoglossidae.